AUGCUAAUUUUCUUGAGGUGGGGGCAGAAAAAUUGGCAGAUUGAGGUUAAUGGUACCCCUAUGUAUAGAUUGUUGAGGAAGCUGAAAAGGUUACAACCUUGUCUUAGAGCUUUGAAUAGGAAAGUUACUAAUGAGGUCAAGAAGAUUCAUGAGUAUAGAGACCAAGUAACUCAAGCCCAACAAAAAUUGAAUCGGGAUCUGUUUAAUACUGAUUUGAUGCAGGAAGUGAGAUUGCUAUAUGAGAAACUUAUGCAGGCUAAUGAAGAGGAGGAUAUAAUUCUCAGACAAAUAUCCAAGGUGGAUUGGAUAAAUUUGGAGGAUGCUAACAAUGCAUACUUCCAUGCGAUUAUUAUAGGAAGAAACAAAAUGAAUGGAAUACACAACUUAAUGGACAUUAAUGGUAACAAUAUUACUGAUUCUAAAGGGAUGGAACAAGAAACUCUGAAGUUUUACAAAGAGCUCAUUGGUACAUCUACUCAAAGCCUUAGACAUGUGGAUGUUGAGGUGCUGAGGAAAGGGAAGCAAUUACAAGAGAAUAGCAGGAAUAGUCUGAUCAGUCUUAUUACUGAAAAAGAGGUGAAAUAA
Vicia faba (fava bean) is the source of this 585-nucleotide messenger RNA. NCBI's taxonomy places the organism in Eukaryota, Viridiplantae, Streptophyta, Magnoliopsida, Fabales, Fabaceae. The record is from the annotation of a GenBank genome assembly.